AUGAGGAUGGAAGCACGCCGAAAAAAUCUUCUCAUUUUGAUUUUGCAUUACUUAACACAAGAAGGAUAUAUUGAUGCAGCCAAUGCUUUGGAGCAAGAAACCAAACUGGGGUUACGACGCUUUGAAGUUUGUGACAACAUUGAUCUUGAAACUAUUUUGAUGGAAUAUGAGAGUUAUUAUUUUGUAAAAUUCCAGAAAUACCCCAAAAUUGUUAAAAAGGCAUCAGAUACAGGAGAAAAUAAUUUACCACCAAGAAGUGGAGGGAAGACCAGAAGGAUGAUGAGUGACAGUUGUCAAAAUCUUCCCAAGAUCAAUCAACAGAGGCCACGAUCCAAAACCGUGGCAGGGAAGAUGGAGGACAACAAAUCUCUCAACAAGGAGCAACCAAAACAGGGCAUCAAUAACACUCCCCUGGAGACCCCUGACUUUGGCUUAAACAUAUCAAGAAUCCACAAAGACAGUGGAGAGGAAAGUGCCCACCCACGAAGAGGCCCAAUCAUCGACUUCCGAGGGCUUCUCACAGACGCCAUCAGAGGAGCAACUGGUGAACUUGCCUUGAACACCUUCRACUGUAACCCAGACCCCUCAGAACGAUUGCUGAAACCUCUGAGUGCAUUUAUUGGCAUGAACAGUGAGAUGCGAGAAUUGGCAGCCGUGGUGAGCCGGGACAUUUAUCUCCAUAAUCCAAACAUAAAGUGGGAUGACAUUAUUGGACUGGAUGCAGCCAAGCAGCUAGUGAAAGAAGCUGUUGUGUAUCCUAUAAGGUAUCCACAGCUAUUUACAGGAAUUCUUUCCCCCUGGAAAGGACUACUGCUUUAUGGCCCUCCAGGUACAGGAAAGACCUUACUGGCCAAAGCUGUGGCCACCGAAUGUAAAACAACCUUCUUUAACAUUUCUGCAUCUACCAUUGUCAGCAAAUGGAGAGGGGAUUCCGAAAAACUUGUUCGGGUUUUAUUUGAACUUGCCCGUUAUCACGCCCCCUCCACGAUCUUCCUGGACGAGCUGGAGUCGGUGAUGAGUCAGAGAGGCAUGGCUCCUGGGGGAGAACAUGAAGGAAGCCUUCGGAUGAAGACAGAGUUACUGGUGCAGAUGGAUGGGCUGGCACGCUCAGAAGAUCUCGUGUUUGUCUUAGCAGCUUCUAACCUGCCAUGGGAGCUGGACUGUGCCAUGUUACGUCGUCUGGAGAAGAGGAUUUUGGUUGAUCUCCCCAGCCGAGAGGCCAGGCAGGCCAUGAUCCACCAUUGGCUGCCCCCCGUGAGCAAGAGCAGAGCCCUGGAGCUGCGCACAGAGCUGGAGUACAGCAAGCUGAGCCAGGAGACUGAGGGUUACUCUGGCUCAGACAUUAAGCUGGUCUGCAGGGAAGCAGCCAUGAGGCCUGUGAGGAAGAUCUUCAGUAUACUUGAAAAUCACCAUUCAGAGAGUACCCAUUUUCCUGGGAUCCAGUUGGAAACAGUGACCACUGCUGACUUUCUGGAUGUGCUGGCUCAUACCAAACCUUCAGCAAAGAACCUCACUCCGAGAUACUUGGCUUGGCAAAGAGAGUUUGAGUCUGUUUGA
Urocitellus parryii (Arctic ground squirrel) is the source of this 1557-nucleotide messenger RNA. It is a transcript of the gene Katnal2, whose product is annotated as katanin catalytic subunit A1 like 2. Lineage: Eukaryota; Metazoa; Chordata; Mammalia; Rodentia; Sciuridae. The record is from RefSeq and is a predicted model, not a curated record. Gene Ontology annotation, molecular function: ATP hydrolysis activity; ATP binding; protein binding.